Rotaria sp. Silwood2 is the source of this 1460-nucleotide messenger RNA. The record is from the annotation of a GenBank genome assembly. NCBI's taxonomy places the organism in Eukaryota, Metazoa, Rotifera, Eurotatoria, Philodinida, Philodinidae.
UUUCAAAAAGUUUUUCUUAUGUAAUCCACUGUAUUAUUUCUUCGGAAAAAGUUGCUAACUUGUCUGAGAGAAAUGUAUAAUACGGGUAAAUCUCAAAUAAAAUUAUACUUUAGUCAUGAAAUGUUCUUUUCGAUAUGUUCAAAUCUAUCGUACAUGUCAAAUUUGAAAGUUGAAAUUAAAAAGAAAAUUUAUCUGCAUAACUGAACCUUUAAUAUCUACGUCAAGAUCCAUACCCGUCUUGGUGUACACUUUGUCUGUCAAACCUAUGCGAUCGUUCUUUUUUUUUUAUAAUACUAUAUAACCCAAUCCUGUGUACUCUUCAACUUAGCAGUUACACUAAUUCAUUCAGAAUUAAAUCCUAUGUUUGGCAGUGCUAAAAUGAUUUGUUUCAUACACCCAGUUACGAAAUCCUCUAUUCAUCGAUACUAACUAGAGUCCUGUAAGACAGUCACGAAUCCUGAAAAAUCCUGUUUGUCCUGUCUCGCAGUUGAUGAGCAAAAAUCUCAUACAAAUGGGUAGAUAUUUGCAGAAAAUCGAAAAUCGCAGCUAGAUGAUAGAACAAACGUUCAUAUUUGACAUUUUUUUUCAACAAAAAAAAUAUUAUUUAGAAAACAAAUGCAACAGUUUUGUAAAGCAACAGCUUCUCUAUCGAAUGAUUUUGUUGGAUGUAAUCCGCAUCUACCCAUUAGUUCUAAGAAAAAAUAGAUGCAAUCAGAUAUUUUCACUGUAUAAAAACAUUUGAAUUGAAGAAUUUUUUUUCUAGUGUUGUAAGUUUGAGUAUCUGUCCAACAGAAGAAACAUUUCUUACUUCUUCAAUUGACAACACAUUACGCCUUUGGGAUGUACGCAUUCCAACAGCUCAAGGUCUUCUCAAUGCACAAACAGCAACAGGACCGAAUAGUCGUCCAGUUGCUAAUUUUGAUCCUGAAGGUGUGGUGUUUGCUGUCGGUAUUCAGUCAUCUUUGAUCAAACUUUACGAUAUUCGUCAUUUUGAUAAAGGACCAUUUACAACAUUUCGACCAUUAGAAACCACUGAUAAUAAUGAUAAACAAACAGCAAAUGCAAAUGAUUCGAAUGAACAAUGGACACAUUUAAAAUUUAGUCCCGAUGGAAAAAUGAUAUCAAUUGCAACGAACGGUACUAGUUUACAUCUUAUUGAAGCCUUUCAAGGUUUACCUAUACAUAAAUUUACUGAUUUUAUUAAUGAUCGGCGAGAGCCAUUACAAUGUUGCUUCAGUCCAGAUUCGAGCUAUAUUUUAUGUGGAUCAGGUGAUAAUCGAAUUUUGAUUUAUAAAGCUGAAAGUGGAGAAAAAGUUAUUGAAAAACAAACAGAACAUAAUGGUGCUAUACAAUGCAUUCAAUUCAAUCCUGCUUUUCUUAUGUUCGCAACAGCGCAUACUAAUAUGCUAUUCUGGUUACCAAUUAUUGAUUCACAACCAACAGAUGAUUUGUCAUCAUAG